AUCCUGCAUGUUGGUAUAUUCAUUCGUAUUCACCACCCACUAUUCGUAUACAAACAAAGCGCUGUAUAUCGCAAAAUGUUUGAUCGAUAAUCUACAUCGCUUCGAUAGCGAGAAUUACAUGCAAUGGGACAUUGCGUUGAAGAAGAAAAUGCCAGCUAUAGUUAUUAAAGACUAUUCUUGGCGUCAAACUUCAGAAUUUGUUAUAUUGAAUGUACCUUUGAAAGGCCAUCCAAAAAAAGUUGACUUAUUCGUAAUAGAUAAUUACGUAAAGAUCAGUUUUCCACCAUUCAUAUUAGAAUUAUUUCUUUGGGCUAAUGUUGUUGAAAAAGAAAGUAAAUGUACUUUGACGGAAGAAGAAGCAAUAGUUGCUUUGCAUAAAACAAACACUAAUUUGGAAUGGCCUACUCUCGAGGUGCAAGAUAUUAACAAUGAUUUUAAACGAGAUUGCCGUACUCAAGCUUUAGAACAUGCUCAGAAACUGGCUGAAGAAAAUAUGAAACUUAAGAGUGAAAAGCGUCAAUAUUUACAAAAGGAAGCAGUGAAAGAGCAAAUCAGUGUCAAUACAGCUACACUGAAUAAAAUAGAUGCGAUACGGGACGCACACCGUAGAGAAGCUAUGCAGGAAUUUGAAGACUGGAGAUCGAAAGCUGAACUACCAUUUCUUUCUAAUGUUGAAGGAGAAGUACAAGAAAAUAGAAAAGCUUACAAACCGCCACUAAAAUGGUUUAAAGACAAUGAUAAUGUGUUAAAAUCUCGCCCGAUGACCGAGGAAGAAAUAUUUAACGGUAGUAGCACUAUAAAAGAAUUUAAAUCUAAAGCUGUCGACAAUCAGAAGGUUAUAGAAGUAGAAUCGGUAAAUAUAAAUCAAGAGAGUAAUCUUCAAAUAGAGGUAUCUGAGAAGAGAGAUGACUCUCUUAUUAACAAAAACAAUACCAGUUGUUCUCAAGAUUCUGAUUCAGAUUCGGAUAUAGUAAAAGCGACAAAUAAAAAAGAUUUAAGUAAUGUUUAUGAGAAACAGCAAAAGAGAAGACCAGGAUUAGAAGCUGUAGAAGCUGCGAUACAAGGUAAAAUUUUGAAAAAAAAUAACAUAUUCGAAGAACCUUCAAAAUCAGUACCAUUACCAAGAAAAACAGGUACAAUUAACGUAACAUUUUCGGAACGGAAGUUCCCAACACCGGCUAGGGAAAGCUCUCACGUUGAAGAACAAGAAUGGUUGCAAAAACAAGUAGAAGCAAGACGCAAAAUUGGUUUUAACGCGGAAGAUCUUCGACAGGAAGAACGAGAUCCGCAAUGGUUAAAAGAUAAAGGAGAUGAUUUCUUCAAAGUUGGAAAUUAUCUGGCGGCCAUAAGUGCUUACACAUGUGGCAUUAAGAUUAGUGAUAAAAUGGCAUCUCUCUAUGUGAAUAGAUCAGCAGCACAUUAUGCAUUAGGGAAUUAUUAUAGAUGUAUAGAAGACUGUUCUAAAGCACUAGAACUAAUGGAACCGAAAUGCGAAAGCAAUCGAGAGUCAAGGGCCAGGUGUCACGCUCGACGAGGCGCAGCCCUCUGUAAAUUGUCUGCGCCUCAGCAUGGUAUUCCUGAACUAGAAGCUGCUUUAGAAUUGACACCAAACAAUGAAAGUAUAAAACGUGACGUGUUGGCCGCGAAACAAUACUUCGACGUAAAAGACUAAUAAGUGCACAAAUCUGUUUGGGAUCCGGGCAACAUCCGGCUCCUUUGCAACGUGUCAAAACGGUAGAGGCAGGAUAAAAUACUUCGUCCGGGCUAGGGCCGACAGUUAGAAGUUCUGCCACUGGUAUAGCUCUCGGUUGUGGCAUGGAACACCGAAAUUCAUGCACUAGUUGCACGUGAUUCAGAAAUCCGCUAUCUCUGAAAAUCAAGUCCAUUAUUUUAAUCGAUCUGUCAAAGCCACGUGACCAAUAUACGUUUUGAGUUUAUAUAUAGAUAUAAUAUAAUUUACCUAUGAUGUCUGCCAAUUGUAGCAAAGGCAAGAUGGAUAGAAAUAAAUAGUAAAAUAUAGUUUCUCAUAUUUUCAGUUCUUUCUUAGUAUUAAAUGAGAUUUUGGUGAAGAAGAAUUUUACUUUAAUUGAAAAUCAACACGUCCUGAUUGAUUUCACUCGCAAUUGUCCGGGUCGAGAACUGUGACUACUCUUCUGUGAUCUGAAUUCUUUCUCCUGCUAUAUAUAUAUGUAACUUUCAUCCUCGGCCCGAUGCCCUCUGCCUCCCCUCUUUUUCCGAUUUCUCAUCAUCUUUCUUCGUUGAUCUACCUUUGGCCGUAUUGUUUGGUCUCGUCCUACGGCGAUUCGCACCAUCUCUCUCUCUCUCUCUCUCAUUUCUCGGUAAGCUCGAGGAGGACUUGAAGCAAAGCGUUCCGAGAACAUCGCAAAGAUAACUAUAAUUACAACUAGUGGGUCCUGCCUCCCGUUCGAACUGGGACCAUGUUACGUCGCGUGACUAAUCAUCCUUUCUUCAUCAAUUGCCUCGUCUUUCUCUCAUUUUCUCCUUUCAUCAUAUUUCCUUUUCCUUUUCAUACUUUGAAUCUGACAAAUUUCUACCAGUCAUCAGUCAAAUUAUCAUCUACCCUCUGAUUUUCUUCUUCGUGUAGGUACCGGUUGCAUCCCAAGCACUGUUUUUCGUACAUCGGAUGCAUUCUGUUCAAUCUUUCUUGCUCUCAAAUAAUCCUUAUGGAAGUCUCAGUGACUUCAUUUUCACUGACUUACUUUAUUAAAAAAUUUAUGAAUUAUUUUAAAAAUUAAAAAAAGACAAUUUAGAUCUAAUAUUUAAUCGUUAUUACGAAAGUAAUAAUUCACAUAAAUAUUUGUAUCUUUAAUUUUUAUUCAGAGGAACGAUUAGAUGUUAGCAGAUCUGUAUAAUUAAGUUAAAGAAACUAUUUAAUAUAGCGGCAUGGCAUGAAGUAUCUCGACCCUCUCUGGUCUCCAGUGUUAUAUGAUGCGACAGGUUGCAGUGAGUCAUUGUAACCGUCUGUGAAGUGUCUGAUUGCAAAAUUUACUCAUGACAUUCUUUUCAUUUUUACACGAUGUAUAAAUAGUAAAAGAUAAUUUUUUAUGUUGCCAUUUAUCAAAUGAAUAAUAUAUCUGUUUGUGAAAAUUUUUUAUAUGGAAGGUGAGAGUGAUCAUCGGUUGCACAAAUCGAAACUCAUGUUACGAAUAUCCAUUAAUAGCUAUUCAUGGAACUGACUCAAUGGUAUGCGAAGUUACGAAUCUAUGAACCGUUAAUGGAAUUUUGUGUGUAGGUGUAUCGGUUAAUAGCCUUGGUCAUUGAAGACAUCUAUCUACUAGAUUUUAAGAAAUCGCAUUAUUAGAAAUUUUAUUGUGCUUUUUAAAAAAAUAGUUUGUUUUAGUUCCUUUAUUCUUAUUUUCUCCUUACGUAAUCAAAAUUUCCUAGUUGAUUAUUUUUAAUCUGAUUUAAGAAUUGAUAUUUGUUGAAUUACGUGACUUCUAGCACUAACACGUUCAUUAUAUAUUUUAUUUUUAUUUGUACUAUGAGAGCUAUCCGUUACGUCAAAUGAAUCCGUGAAAUUACUAAUCGUCACACCUACAAUUUUACUAUUAAUCAUAUCUCUCAUAACUGAAAUUAUAAUGUCGUAGUAAAUACAUUAUUACCUCUUAAGAAAGAUGUUCUUUCUGUACUAGUAAAUAGAUUAAUGAAUAAAAAUAUGAAUAAAAAGCAAUUAUUAGGAAGAAUAAGAUGAGGACAUAUAAGAGGCUUUUACAAAAUAUAAAACAGAAAAUUGGGAGAAAAUUAAUUGUAUGGCGAAUUGUCAAAAUAAGAUACAAAUGAAUUUCUACUCUCUUACAAGUAAUCAUUUGGAAAUUUGAAAUAAUGGUUAGCCGAUGAUUCAUGUACUUACAUCCGCGAUCAGAAAGUAAAUGUACUCGGUGUAGUGCUUAUAUUUGAAGAUUAAAUAGUUUCUGAUUUCAUAAAAAUUUUAUUCAAUCAAACAAAUUUUUCGUCUCUUUUCUAUUCUUUGUAUCUCUAUUGCGUUUCUAUUCUUAGUAUCACUGUUCUUUUAUCAAACAUAGUCCAGAGAUAAGACUUUAUUGAAAAUAAUUGCAAAGUCAAUGUAUUACUCUUCACGUGUGUAAAUGGAACAGUAUGUAUAGUCGAUUGAAUUUAAUUAUCAUAUUGAUCUAUAUCUUUAUAUAAUAUAACGAAUGGUAAAAUAAUCGCGUAACUUUGCGAGAAUAAAUAAAUACCUAAAUAACAGUUACAUAUUUAUAUAUACGAAUAGAUCUCAUGCGGAAAAGCAUGAGAAAAUUUGUUUUAUUUAAUCUGUUCUGUUCAUUGCAAUCAGCAUAAUUAUAUUUUUACGGACGAAAUGUACAUAAACGAAAUUUACACAAGAAAUAUAUCUAAUGGAUUGGAUAAUGCAGAAUAUAUUUUAUGAAAGAGGAAAUAGCUAAUACAUUCUCAUCGAGAGUAAUUUUGAAUACUUCGCCUGUUUUAUUAGAAUCAAGAUAUAAAAUUUAUCUCAAUUUUUUGUGUAUUAUUAUUUUUUUAAUAAAAAAUGAAGAUCAAGAUAGAUAAAUAAAAAAUAUAUUUUAUAAAUUCAAAGAAAUUUCAAGAAUAAGCAAAUAUUUAUACAGUUGAGUGCAUCGCAUAUCUUGGACAUACCUUGCACCAACAGCUUAAAACUAUAUUUCAAAGGGGUCGUCGCAAGAAAAUGACCACUUUAAUUCUUCCUUUGUAACAAAUAUUCGACCGUAAAACAUCAUUCUAGCAAUUUUGUUUGUGAGAAAUUCUCAAAUUAUAAGAGAAGUUAAUGUUCCUUAAAAUCUCAGAACCAUAGUUUACAACCUGACUUUAAUAUAUCGACUGAAGAUUUUUUUAUGAAAUAAUGAGGAAAAUAGUAGGAAGUAGAAGAUAGGAAGAUGUAACACAACCGCAUAUUUCUCAAUUAUUUAUUGUAUUCUACUUUCAAUGAAUCAUAUUAAUAUGAGUCAAUUUUACUUAUAAGUAGAAGCUUACCACAUCUUUAUAAACUUCAAUAAAAAAAAAUGAUUCCCGCAAUUAUUACAAUCUUACUUACAUCAUUGAUUGUCCAUUGAGUUAUGAAUAACUUGUCCGAAAUGAAUUUGUUGAAUAUGUAUUAAAAGUUUCAUAUGUAUAUGAGUGAUAGCUUGCUCAAGCAACAUACCAAUAAAAGAAAAGUCGAAGUUCGACUUUGAUAUAAGCGCGUACAUCCUCUUAUCGGAAAG
This is a messenger RNA of Bombus pascuorum, 5219 nucleotides long. RefSeq names its product dynein axonemal assembly factor 4-like. Lineage: Eukaryota; Metazoa; Arthropoda; Insecta; Hymenoptera; Apidae. Bases 8 to 1672 code for a protein of 554 amino acids. The record is from RefSeq and is a predicted model, not a curated record. Gene Ontology annotation, biological process: inner dynein arm assembly; cilium movement; outer dynein arm assembly. The transcript is spliced from 8 exons. Gene Ontology annotation, molecular function: protein binding.